AUGGGAAUGAUAAAAGAAGCUGUACAAAAUGAACGUCAACCACGUAAUAGUGCUCAAGUGCGUGCCGAUUCAAUUGAUUUUCAUUGUGAUGGUAAUGGUACAACAGUAUCGGUUAUGCAUCAUCGUCCAGCGAAUUCCAACUCGGCUUCGUCGCCUGGCGAAGGUAGCUCAUCGUCAAUCAAACAAGACGAUGAAUGUGAUUUAUCUACAUCUCAAAUGUUUUCAAAUGAAACAGACGAUCAAAUAUCCGCGACAUCAGCUCAAAUACUUUUGAUGAUUGUUAAAUGGAUUCGUAAUUUACCAACGUUUUCAAGUUUACCUUUUCGUGAUCAGGUAUGUAUCUUUCUCUUCUCUCUCAAUCAAAAGAAACAAGUUCAAAUAAUCUAUAUUUUCUAUUGACAUAUUCUAAUCCUGAAAUAUCAUGUCAUUUGAAAACAUGAACAUCUUUUGAUGAACUUGAUACAUCUUUCUCAUUCUCUAUUCAAAUAAUCAAAUGAUGAAAGAAGGAUCAAGAAAUAAAUAAAUUC
Messenger RNA from Adineta ricciae, 527 nucleotides. NCBI's taxonomy places the organism in Eukaryota, Metazoa, Rotifera, Eurotatoria, Adinetida, Adinetidae. The record is from the annotation of a GenBank genome assembly.